AGUGGAUCGAGGCGGAAGCGGACGGCUUUCCCAGCCGCGCUUCGCCUCAGCAGGGACCGGCGGAGGUUUGCGCUCGCGUGCAUGACAGCGAGCUGGUGGAAAAUGCUGCGCUUAGCUGCCGGGCUCUUGGCGGCCGCCCUCGCUACGGUGCUGGUGGGCUGGUACAGCCCUUCGGGGCCCGAGCAGUUGCUGAGCCAGCCUCGCUCCUUCUCCUCUGAGCCGGCGCCCGGAGCGGAGGCCAACAACCUCUUCUGGAUAAUUCAGGUAUCAGAUCUACACAUCAGUAAGUUUCAGAGUCCCAAACGAGCUUCUGAUUUUGAAAAGUUCUGUGCGGAAACGGUUCCUGUCAUUCAACCUGUCCUUACUUUAGCAACAGGUGAUUUGACUGAUGCCAAAACAGAAGAUAAACUUGGGUCUGAUCAGUUUGAGGUGGAAUGGCAAACUUACCAGACAAUCUUAAAAAGAUCUAAAGUCAUGGAAAAAACCAAAUGGAUAGACAUAAAAGGGAAUCAUGAUACAUUCAACAUUCCAAGUCUGGAGAAUGUCCGGAACUACUACAGGAAAUAUUCUGCUUGGAAAAAGGACGGUUCCUUCCAUUACAUCCACAGCACACCUUUUGGCAAAUAUUCUUUCAUCUGUGUGGAUGCGACUCUCAGUCCAGGCCCCAAGAGACCCUACAAUUUCUUUGGGAUAUUGAAAGCGAAUAAAAUGCAAGAACUGUCUUCACUGGCUGCAGAAAGUCGCGACAGUAACCAUUCCAUUUGGUUUGGCCAUUAUCCCACCUCAGCAAUCAUCUCUACAUCUCCAGGAAUACGAACAGCAAUGCGCUCUGCCACAGCAUAUUUGUGUGGGCAUUUCCAUACGCUGGGUGGUCUGAUGCCAGCUCUACAUACUCGCCAUCGUCACGGAACUCUAGAGCUGGAACUGGGAGACUGGAAAGAUAACAGGAAGUACAGGAUCCUUGCUUUUGAUCACGAUCUCUUCAGCUUUGCUGACCUGAAGUUUGAAGAAUGGCCUGUGGUUCUCAUCACCAAUCCCAAAUCAUUCCUUUAUAGUAGUGCUGCUCAUGAACCAUUGCAGAGAAUCCUUCACUCUACCCACAUCCGAAUUUUGGCAUUCUCUCCUUCUCCUAUCAAGUUUGUCAAGGUCAUUGUUGAUGGCAUUCAUCUGGGGAAUGCUGUUCAUGUGUCUGGACCUCUCUAUGUACUGAAAUGGGCCCCUCAAAACUACAGUAAAGGGUUUCAUCAGAUAGAAGUGACAGUUCAGGAUGCCAGUUAUAGGAACGCCACUCGUCUUCAUACGUUUGCUAUGGAGGAAAACCUCUCCCUCACAUUUAACCUGCUGGCAUCUUGGGUGCUUCUUACUGACCUCUAUGUAUUGGUUCGAGUAGUGUUUGUACUAAUGGUUGUAGUUCAAAUUGCCUUGUUGGUUAUUUUCCGGUAUCGAAGAAAGCCUACACUUAAAAGUCCUUUGAGCAGAGCAAUGCGGGCUUCUUUUUCUCUUCACAUCUUGAGCAAAAUCAACUUUUUCUAUCACUCAUUUCUGCUGUUGAGCUUCUAUACUCUUCUGGGGCCCUGGUUUAUUGGUGAUAUUAUAGAUGGACAUCUGGGUGUCUGCUUUUCCUUUGGAGUAAUUGUUGAUGGCCAUUUCUUUGAAGGCAGUACAACCUUCCUUGUUGGAAUUAUGCAGGUGGCAUUCUUUAACCUACCAUUGAUGGCAUAUACAUGUUGGUGUUUAUUCCUGCGUUGCCAAGGAUAUGGCUUUGGCUACUAUCUGCAUCAUGCCAAACAGUGGUUCGCUGUGCCGAUCCACCUCAGCAUGGCACUCCUGUUUUUGUGGCAGGUCUAUUCCUGCUAUUUCCUGUUGAAGACAUAUGGAACUGUGGCUUUCUUCUUAUCUCCACUGAGAAUGUGGACUGUGGGCCUAACCCUCUUUCUGGUCUACAGAACCUGGACACUGCAGUCUUCUGUGCUGAGAAGCUUUAGUGUUGAAAUGAAGAAUGCACAAAGUUCUUAAUAGGCAACUGAAGUACCAUUUCACUUGAAUUGUUAAGUGGUGAAGCUGUGAACUGCAGGUCUGUGUAGAUGCUAUCUCUGCAGCCUGAACAACUGAAUGUGGAGGCUUGGAGCUGCCUCUAAUUUAUUUCCGAACUGCGGCAUAAUAGGGUGUUCAGUUACACAAAGCUGUAAAGGGAUCCGUAAUGUUUCCCAGGAGCUGCUUCCUUAUUACAUUUGUAAUUUUGUUUUGAAUUGCUGUCACCUUCAUGUUGAAUGAAGUUCUCAAAUGGAAUAUUGUAAUGGAAUACAAUUGCUUCUACUUUUCGUUUAUAUCUGGCGCAUGAUACCUGUGUUUAUAUAAGGUGCUCUGGAAGCACACGCUGUUAUGGAUUUGGCCAUAACAGAACAAUCAUACUACUUAUAUACCCAUAUAUUGUAUUGUACCACAGUUUAAAGCACUUUUUUGUUUUUGUUUUCUUCACCUUCUGCACUUUUACUUCCCCACUGAAAAGUUUCAAUUUUGUUUUUGUUUUUGUUUUAAAGAAAAUGUGAGCUAGAGGCUAGAAGCAAAGCUUCAGGCUGGGAAGCCAGAUAGUCAGAGGGAUGUUUAAUUUCUGUUUUAAUCCAAGGCUGCUGCUAUGGGGGAAGUAAGGCCCUGUUGGGUUGUUCAUGCUGUGAACCCCUCCAUCAUAGGCUCAGGUUGUAAAUAAACCAUAUAUCAUAAAGACA
Molecule: messenger RNA, 2726 nt
Organism: Lacerta agilis (Sand lizard)
Lineage: Eukaryota; Metazoa; Chordata; Lepidosauria; Squamata; Lacertidae
Gene: TMEM62
Product: transmembrane protein 62
Exons: 14
Coding region: 82-2016 (644 amino acids)
Molecular function (GO): hydrolase activity
Source: RefSeq, a predicted model, not a curated record